AUGUCUCCCUCAAUCGUCACGAUCGAUAACACAUCAGACUUCGAUGUAUUCAGCUCAACCCCGACCCAAAAUGGCUCCUCAGGCCCCCGAACCUUACUUCUUGCCCCUCCGUCUAUCGCAAGUCACGAGGAGAAGUUACGAAAUGUCUUAGCCGCCCACGACCAGUCCGUUACCAACUUGCAGAUGCUUGACCGUCUUUCUGCCGGUCUUGUUAACCUUCCCGACGCAACAUACGACCUAAUCUUAGUCCUCACAGACGCCGAUGGCACGCGUGCUGAAUCAACACUCCUUCUCAAUCGCGAUGUUUUCGCUAAGAUUGUACCGACUCUCAAAAUUGGAGGAAAGAUCCAAGCGCAGGACGGCUCGCUAGCACAGAAUAGUCAGGGACCUGAUGCGCGAGAGGCCCUCCUAUCCGGCUUGUUGCCUGGCGACGAUGGAUUCUCGAAGCCAGAUGAUGGCGCUGCUACUGCAGUUCCUCUUAAACUAGGACUAGGCAAGAACAAGAAGAGAAGUGCCGCCGGCCCUGCCGUAAAGAAUGUUACUGUCCACCAAGCCAACGGGAAGGAUGCAAGACUCAACAUGGUGCCUCCCACUGUGAAGUCGACCCCUGCAGGUGUCGGCUUUGUGGACCUUAGCUAUGACUUUGACGCUCCUGAGGACGAUGACGAGCUAAUCGACGAGGACACCUUGUUAACAGAGGAAGACUUGAAUAAACCCUUAGCUAUUCCUGCGGAAUGCGUACCGAAGGUUGGCAAGCGAAGACGUGCUUGCAAGGAUUGCACAUGUGGUCUGGCUCAGAAGCUCGAGGCUGAAGAUGCUGCAAGAAGGAAGCAAGCCGACGAGAAACUUCAGGCUCUAAAGCUCGACUCCAACGAUCUAACCGAAGUGGACUUCACCGUAAAGGGCAAGGUUGGAUCCUGCGGAAACUGCUCACUAGGUGAUGCUUUCCGAUGUGACGGAUGCCCCUACAUAGGACUGCCAGCAUUCAAGCCUGGAGAGGAAGUCCGACUACUGAAUAACGUCGUUCAACUAUGA
This is a messenger RNA of Daldinia childiae, 1035 nucleotides long. RefSeq names its product Fe-S cluster assembly protein dre2. Gene Ontology annotation, cellular component: cytoplasm. Gene Ontology annotation, biological process: iron-sulfur cluster assembly. NCBI's taxonomy places the organism in Eukaryota, Fungi, Ascomycota, Sordariomycetes, Xylariales, Hypoxylaceae. Bases 1 to 1035 code for a protein of 344 amino acids. The transcript is spliced from 2 exons. Gene Ontology annotation, molecular function: iron-sulfur cluster binding. The record is from RefSeq and is a predicted model, not a curated record.